AUGGCUACCACGACGCCCGCCGCGGACACCCAGGAGCCUCGCCUGCCCUACGUCAUCUAUGAGGGCGACACGGUCAUCUGCCAGACCAGUGACGGCCGCAUGUUCUUCCAGGCCGUCACGAAGGACGAGUCCAUCCGCGUCGGCAAGAAAGUUGCAAGUUUGAAGCCUGUCAUUGGCUCGUUCUACGGCGCCAUUUUCGAGGAGCAGAACAAGAAGCUGGUGAAGGUGACCGGCGGCCUCUUCCCCGACCCAGUGGCUCCAGAGACUGGCGAGGGCUUCGUGCCCGAUGGAGACAACCGCCACUACGCGGACACCAACUCGGCACAGACCUUGAAGCAGACGGACAUUGGCGAGCUUCGCGAGAAGGGCGCGACUGGCAAAGAAAUUAUCCAGAAACUGGUGGAGAACAGCUCCACGUGGGAGACCAAGACGGAGUUCUCCAAGCAGAAAUACCUCAAGAAGAAGCAGCAGAAGUACAUGCCGCGCGUGCGUUUCUUGCGCUGCACGGCCGAGUCGCUGUGUCGCACGUACCGCUUAAAGAACCCGGCCAAGAUCUGCAACCUCCGCGAGGACUCGCUAGGCCAAGUGCUCGUCUACAGCAACAUUUUUGCCGGCGGUCAGGUGCUGGUGGUAGACACCUGCAUGGGCCUAGUGACGGGCGCAAUCGCGGAGCGGCAGGGCGGAUCUGGGCGCAUCAUUUGUCCGUACGAGGGCCAGCAACCGGCUGCCGAUAUCCUGCGUCGCUUCAACUUUGACAAACGCACGCUGGAGUCUAUCCACUACAUGCCGUUCAAACAAGUGCGGAUGCUGGAGUUGAAGGAAGAGGAAGUGGUCGAGCCGCCCAAGGUUGCGAGGGAUGGAUUGACCCCGGAGGAGCGUGAACGACUCGCAGCGGAGCGCGCGAAGAACUUCACGCCUCAGCAGCAGAAGCGCUACGCCGAGAAGAAGGCGCGCCGCGCGGAUACCAAGCUUAACCGUCAGUCCCCGUCGACGAUCCGCCAGUGGGCUCGUGAAAAGUCGGACAGCUUGGUUAUCGCUGCGAACUACGACCCGGAGGAGGUGUUGAUGGCGCUGCUGCCGUACUUGGGCCGCUCCAAGCCGUUCGUGGUCUACUCCGAGUUCCUCGAGCCUUUGACGCGAACGUUCGCCACGCUCCAAAAGAUGGAGGCCAUCAUCGACCUCCAGCUGAACGAAACGUGGACGCAUCCUGGACAUUCCGCCUCUUGGAGCAUCAGCAAGCGUCUCUGA
Phytophthora sojae is the source of this 1248-nucleotide messenger RNA. RefSeq lists its product as hypothetical. Bases 1 to 1248 code for a protein of 415 amino acids. Gene Ontology annotation, cellular component: tRNA (m1A) methyltransferase complex; nucleus. The record is from RefSeq and is a predicted model, not a curated record. Lineage: Eukaryota; Oomycota; Peronosporomycetes; Peronosporales; Peronosporaceae. Gene Ontology annotation, biological process: tRNA methylation. The transcript is spliced from 8 exons.